AGCUGUGCCCCUCACGUUAUGGGAUUUCUGUGCAUGUGCAGCAGGGUGAGUAGUGGCUGCUGGGCUAACGCAUGCGCACUGAGACCCUCCACUAUUAAAAACAAGCAGAAGACGAUACUGAGCAACGCUACUGUAGUUGCUAUGCAACCGGAGCCGCGUCGCCUGCCUGUGUGACAAUGGCUGAAAGAAGUUGUGAUAAAAAGGUCCGUCCGUCGCAGACCGUCGGCUCUCAGCCCAAGAAACGCCCUUCGUCUAGCAGUAAGGCUGAGAGGUCCAAGAGGGAUGAUGUAAGACAGCAGCUAAAAUCUGCCUCUGGUCCAACAAAGCGCACAGAUGACCUUCUUGCUAAAGAAGAACAAUACAAACUCUUGAAUGCGAAGCUGGAAGCCAAAACUGCAGAUCUAGUAAGACAGGCAGAGCAACUUAUGAGAGAACAGAGUGAAGUGCUGUCAAAACCCUUAUCCACCCUCCUGCUCAAAGACAUUGAGGAUGAAGAGGAUUCAAGGAUAAUAAAGCCUCAUCAGUGUGCUGUGCAGGCGCCCGGUGUGAAGGUGGUGACCAAAAAAAGGGUCACAUUAACAUCAAAAAACAUGGGUGCAGGAAAACAAGGAAAAGAGCCUCGCAGUAAAACACCAACUCCUGGAGUGUUUCAUGUGGAUAAUUCAACAGCUGUAGAAGACUCGACUGACUUUUUCCUGGCAAAGACGAUCCGUAGCAUGGAGGAGAAAAUGAACGACACCGUGACUCAUGAAAGUGUUGUGGAUGAUGUGUCUAACGCUGGAGACAACGUGGGAUCAGGCAUUUCAGACGCUCAAAUACGCGUUCUGAAGGCAAAACUACGGAUUAUGCAAGAGGAACUGGAUCAACUGUCAUGUGAAUAUUACAAGAAGGAUGAUGAAAACGCCAAGCUUUGUGCAAAAAUUAAGGAGCUCGAGGAAGAUCGAGCCAGGCUGCAGAAAACAACAGGCAUCCAGCAAACACAGAUUGAGAAGCACAGAGCUUUAGUGGAGGAGUCGGGCAAAAAAUGUGAAGGUCUUCAGCUGCAAGUGUCUGCUUUACACAAGGAAAUAGAAAACCUGAACAGAUCCCAGAAACAAGCAGCAGCUGUCCACGGCACUGUGGAGGUUCGUCUGAACAGAGCCUUGGAGGAAGGGGAGAAGUUAAAGACUCAACUGAACAAAAUGAAACAGAUGAACAAGGACAAGAAAAGCGAGGAACAUCAGAGUAAAGAAAAUCUUAUUGCUGAAAACAAAAUGCUAAAAAAACAGAAAGCAGAGCUAAUCGUGGGUUUCAAGAAACAGCUCAAACUGAUUGACGUUCUCAAAAGACAAAAGAUGCAUUUUGAAGCUGCCAAGCUGCUGUCGUUCACAGAAGACGAGUUCAUGAAAGCUCUAGACUGGGGGAAGUCAUAGACGAAGAGUCAAAGACAUCAGUUAACUGUCUUUCAGAAUGUGAUCAGUAUGACAAUAAAAAAGUUUAGAGUUUGAAUUCAA
Dicentrarchus labrax (European seabass) is the source of this 1493-nucleotide messenger RNA. It is a transcript of the gene tex9, whose product is annotated as testis expressed 9. The record is from RefSeq and is a predicted model, not a curated record. Lineage: Eukaryota; Metazoa; Chordata; Actinopteri; Moronidae. Bases 177 to 1412 code for a protein of 411 amino acids. The transcript is spliced from 13 exons.